This is a messenger RNA of Oppiella nova, 1145 nucleotides long. NCBI's taxonomy places the organism in Eukaryota, Metazoa, Arthropoda, Arachnida, Sarcoptiformes, Oppiidae. The record is from the annotation of a GenBank genome assembly.
UAUUUAAAUGAAUUUAUUCUCUCUUUCCAGAAAUUUGUCAAUUUAAAACAAAAACAUCGCUUCAAAAAGUUUAAUCUAAAUCCCGUCUAAAAGACUUCAGAGCAAAUAAGAAUCGGAAAAUUCGUGAAAGUUUGGAAACACAUGAAUGGUAUUAACCGAAAGACUCCGAAACGACUGAAACAUAUCGGCGGCCUAGAAAAGAGUGCAUUUCUAUUGCUUACAUCAAUACUGAAAACAAUUAUCUAAACAUAUCGGCGCUCUUUAACUGAGUGGACAUCGCAAUCAAUAGGGAAUAAUGAGUGAAGAGUCGUAUCACAUCCGUCUCGUCACUCUCGGAGGGGUUUCUGUCGGCAAAAGUGCUAUUCUUAGGAGAUUUUUAUUUAACACGUUUAAUGAGAAACACAGGGCUACUGUCGAGGAUCUAUUCACAAAAGAUUUCAAUUUAGGAACAAUGACUCUAAAGGUCGACUUCUUGGACACAGAGGGAGACAUGCAGUUCCCGGCGAUGAGACGGCUGUCGAUCGCCAACGCACAGGCAUUUAUGCUCGUCUAUAGUAUUGACAAGUUGUGUACAUUCGAUAUAAUCAAGACUUGCUUUGAGGAGAUUAAAGAAGUCAGGGCUGACUUCCAGGAUGUGCCCAUUAUUUUCGUGGGCAAUAAGAAUGAUCUGUCGGAUGAAUUCAAAGAAGUGCCCAAAGAAGAUGUCGCCGAAUGGGUCUUCUGUGAACUGCCAAAACUGCGAACAAAAGUUAUGGAGUGUUCGGCCAAAUCAAACACAAACGUUAAGGAGAUAUUCAAGGCUUUCCUUCAAUUGGCUCGCAUUCCUCUGCCUAAUGACGAAGGCCUGCGGCGCCGGUCGUCAGCCCAGGCCCGGGUGCCCAACGGGAAGCCCCGGUUCGCCGGCAACACGAGCUUAACGCCCAAUCACGCGCUCGACGACGAGUCCACGAGUCGACUGAAGCCCCGGAGCAGGAGUUUGAUUAGGAGGUCGAGUAAGAAAGUGAACAAAAUCAAGGAACCGACCUCUGAUGCCGACGACUGUGCCGUUUCCUGAUCUAUUCGCCACCCCAUCCCACACCCCAUCCCACACCACAUCCACACCGGUGUAUAUCUGAGUCGUUAUUUGAGUACAAACUUAUUGAUCA